Molecule: messenger RNA, 699 nt
Organism: Orbicella faveolata
Lineage: Eukaryota; Metazoa; Cnidaria; Anthozoa; Scleractinia; Merulinidae
Product: ATP synthase subunit beta, mitochondrial-like
Biological process (GO): proton motive force-driven mitochondrial ATP synthesis; proton transmembrane transport
Cellular component (GO): proton-transporting ATP synthase complex
Molecular function (GO): ATP hydrolysis activity; proton-transporting ATP synthase activity, rotational mechanism; ATP binding
Source: RefSeq, a predicted model, not a curated record
UUAAUUUUUUCAUUAGGUGAGAACACUGUGCGCACCAUCGCUAUGGAUGGUACAGAGGGUCUUGUGAGAGGCCAGAAGUGCAAAGAUACUGGUGGUCCCAUCACAAUUCCUGUUGGCCCAGAAACACUAGGAAGAAUUAUCAAUGUUAUUGGAGAGCCUAUAGAUGAGAGAGGACCUGUUGAUACAGACAAACGAUCAGCCAUCCAUGCAGAAGCUCCUGAAUUUGUUGAAAUGAGCACAGAACAGGAGAUUCUUGUUACAGGAAUCAAAGUGGUAGAUCUGCUUGCACCAUAUGCUAAGGGUGGAAAGAUUGGUCUGUUUGGCGGUGCUGGUGUUGGCAAGACUGUGCUUAUCAUGGAAUUGAUCAACAAUGUGGCUAAAGCUCAUGGUGGGUACUCUGUGUUUGCUGGUGUUGGUGAGAGAACACGCGAAGGAAACGACUUGUACCAUGAAAUGAUCGUGUCAGGUGUCAUCAGCCUGAAGGAUAAGAGUUCCAAGGUGGCCCUGGUGUACGGUCAGAUGAAUGAGCCCCCAGGUGCUCGUGCUCGUGUUGCCCUGACUGGUUUGACUGUUGCUGAGUACUUCCGUGAUGAAGAGGGACAAGAUGUGCUGCUUUUCAUUGACAACAUCUUCCGUUUCACUCAAGCUGGCUCUGAGGUGUGUACAUGUACAUACAGUUGGUAAACAUGUACCUUCACU